Molecule: messenger RNA, 1158 nt
Organism: Cynocephalus volans (Philippine flying lemur)
Lineage: Eukaryota; Metazoa; Chordata; Mammalia; Dermoptera; Cynocephalidae
Gene: CALR3
Product: calreticulin 3
Exons: 9
Coding region: 1-1158 (385 amino acids)
Biological process (GO): protein folding
Cellular component (GO): endoplasmic reticulum; endoplasmic reticulum membrane
Molecular function (GO): calcium ion binding
Source: RefSeq, a predicted model, not a curated record
AUGUCCCGGGCUCGCGUCCCGCUGUGGGCCGUCUGCGUGCUGCGGGUGGCGCUGGCCACCGUCUACUUCCAGGAGGAGUUUCUCGACGGAGAGCGCUGGAGGAACCGAUGGGUGCAGUCCAUCAGUGAUUCCCAAUUUGGGCAUUUUAGACUCUCAUCGGGGAAAUUUUAUGGCCACAAAGAGAAAGACAAAGGUCUGCAAACUACUCAGAAUGGCCGCUUCUAUGCCAUCUCUGCAAGCUUCAAACCGUUUAGCAACAAAGGGAAGACUCUGAUCAUUCAGUACACAGUAAAACAUGAGCAGAAGAUGGACUGCGGAGGGGGGUACAUUAAGGUCUUCCCUGCAGAUGUGGAUCAGAAGAACCUGAAUGGAAAGUCGCCGUACUAUAUUAUGUUUGGACCCGAUAUAUGUGGAUUUGAUAUCAAGAAAGUUCAUGUUAUUUUACAUUUCAAGAAUCAGUAUCAUUCAAACAAGAAAUUAAUCAGGUGUAAGGUUGAUAGCUUCACACAUCUCUACAGUCUGAUUUUAAGACCAGAUCUUACUUAUGAAGUGAAAAUCGAUGGUCAAGCCAUUGAAUCCGGCAGCAUAGAGUAUGACUGGCACUUAACGUCACUCAAGAAAAUGGAAAAGUCUUCAGCAGAGCCUAAGGAUUGGGAUCAGGCCAAAGAUGACAAAGCCCAGGACUGGGAGAAGCAUUUUCUGGAUGCCAGUGCCAGCAAGCCGAGUGACUGGAACAGCGAGCUGGAUGGGGACUGGCAGGCGUCCAUGCUCCAGAAGCCCCUGUACCAGAAUGGCCUGAAACCAGAGGGGAUCGAUAAAGAUGUUUGGCUCCAUCAGAAGUUGAAAAACACCAACUAUUUGACAGAGUAUGAUCUCUCGGAAUUUGAGAACAUUGGGGCCAUCGGACUGGAGCUUUGGCAGGUGAGAUCUGGAACCAUCUUUGAUAACUUCCUGAUCACAGACGAUGAAAAGUACGCUGAGAAUUUUGCCAGGGCUACCUGGGGUGAAACCAAGGGCCCAGAAAGGGAGAUGGAUGCCAUACAGGCCAAGGAGGAAAUGAAAAAAGCCCGUGAGGAAGAUGAGGAGGAGCUGAUGGUACGAAAGUUUAAUGGGCAUGAAAAUCAUUUCAGUAGAUUUCACAGGCGGGAUGAACUUUAG